AUGGUGUAUAUGAUGGAUAGGAGGAGCAAGGAAGCCCCGAAUCGCAUGAGGUCUCAUGAACACAGGAUCAAAACGAUCCUCAAUCGGUUGCAUGAAGAAUCAGGAAGUAACAAUGGUGCCGAAGAUUCUAAUGUUCAACAAAGAGAACAGUUCGUAAGGUUGCCACAAAUCGAAUUGAAAGACUUCAGUGGGAACCCAAUGGAAUGGUCGCAGUUUUGGUCAUUAUGCGUUUUUGCUUACAUGCAAAUGCUACUCAGCCUGGAACGCACAGGCGAGCCAGUGUGA
This is a messenger RNA of Gongylonema pulchrum, 285 nucleotides long. The record is from the annotation of a GenBank genome assembly. Lineage: Eukaryota; Metazoa; Nematoda; Chromadorea; Rhabditida; Gongylonematidae.